AUGUGCAGAUCUUAUCAAGAACCUUUUGGACUUCCUAUUCGCUCAUUUAGGUUACCACACGAAUCCCAAGAAGAUGAUUUUCAAGUGAUUUUAGCUUGCUGGUGUGCUAGCUGUCUGACGUGCAUUCUUCUUGCGCUGAAUCGAUGUGCAGACAUGUCCGAGAACCGAAUACUAAAAGCGAUUUUUGAUGGAAAACGUGUGUAUUUCCUGCUACUUUUGUCGUUUGCCUACUUUUUGUUCAUCAUGUUCUUCACGACCCCAGCAUCAUUCAACUCAAAUUAUGUUUCGUGGUUUUUUAACCCUAUGACAGGACAAGAGUCGCUUGAGUAUGUCAAUAUCUUCCACGCCAUCAACAAUGUUAUCGUUUCAAUAGCGACAACUUCUAUGUAUUUUUACCUAUGCAUAAAAUUAUACCUCAGAACAAAAAGUAGCACCAUCAAAGUUGGAAGGUUUCAGAGGCAGGUUUUCAUUCAAUCUUUCCUUAUCUGCUUAAUCAAUGUAAUAGCAGCUUACAUCUAUGUAUAUAUGCAAUAUGGAUCUCCCUCUAAGUGGUUUGUUAUCACCGGACAAAUCGCAUGGCAACUGAGUGCAGGAUUUGUCUGUAUCAUCUAUUUG
Strongylus vulgaris is the source of this 615-nucleotide messenger RNA. Lineage: Eukaryota; Metazoa; Nematoda; Chromadorea; Rhabditida; Strongylidae. The record is from the annotation of a GenBank genome assembly.